AAGAACAUCGACCCGGAAGUGAUUAGGACAUGGUUCGUUACCUUUCUAUGAAGCCACCUGCUAAAAUGUCUAAACCAACGUCUCUAUUUGUAAUCUUCUUUUCUUUAUUUGUCAUGAGUGAAGCUGUCUUCGAAGAUCAAGUUGGCAAAUUUGAUUGGAGACAACAGUAUGUGGGGAAGAUAAUCUUUGCCCAUUUCGACUCGCAUUCGCAGUCGUCUAAAACGCUGUUUGUCGCUACCGACAAGAAUAUCUUUGCGUCUUUCAACUCCAGGACUGGAGAUCUCUUUUGGAGACAUGUUGACAAGGCGGGACCAGAGGGAACCAUAGAUAUACUUUUGCUGCAUGGACAAGAUGCGCUGAUGGUGGUUGGAGGUGGUCGUUUGCUCCGUUCCUGGGACACCAACAUGGGCGGGUUGAACUGGGAGGCCGUGCUGGAUACUGGCAGCUUCCAGGCUGCGUGUUUUGUGGCCGUACAGGACACAGUAAAGCAUGUAGCGGUGCUUAAGAAAGCUGCCAUCUCUCUCCACUACCUCACCAAUGGACACCAGAAAUGGGUGGAAAACCUGCCUGACAGUGAUACGGUCCAGUACCAGGCAGUGUACUCUGGGGGAGAAGAGGAGGUCUAUGUGUUGGGGGUGGUUCCUAACUCUCACCUCACUAUCAUAGCCUACAGCCUAGAGGACGGAGAGAUCAUCAAGCAGAGGUCAGUUGAAGCCCCGUGGCUGUCCAGUGUUGAGUCCAGCUGUGUGGUGAUUGGUCAAGGGCCGGGAGCGCCACAGUUCAACCAGAUCCUACUGCAGUCUCUGGACCUGGAGGUGUCCCCAGGCUUCCAGCCUGUCCUGGUGUCCAGCCAGCCCCACCCGGCCCGCUCCCCAUCUCAGAGUUCUUUCUCAGCUCGGACCCAGACCACCACGUCCUGCUGCAGCUCAAUGCUGAUGAAUACACCAUCGCCCCCUCAGAGACUUCCAGCG
Molecule: messenger RNA, 971 nt
Organism: Oncorhynchus keta (chum salmon)
Lineage: Eukaryota; Metazoa; Chordata; Actinopteri; Salmoniformes; Salmonidae
Product: ER membrane protein complex subunit 1-like
Exons: 9
Biological process (GO): protein folding in endoplasmic reticulum
Cellular component (GO): EMC complex
Molecular function (GO): protein binding
Source: RefSeq, a predicted model, not a curated record